AUGUUCGCGGCCCGACGUCCGGAAUUGAAUAACGGUAAAAUGGCAGCGCACCAACACAACAAGCCCCGGUUUCAAGCCUGGUUCUACAAAUUUUACGAACUGUUGUUGGCAUGUUUCAACUUUCUCCUUUUCAACCUGAGACGAACGCAUCGCGUGUACGCGAAACACCAAGUCGUUCGCUACCGGGAAGUGCCGUUGUCUCCAUUUAUGGACCAGCGAUUGUCACUUGUUCGGCGAAAAAUUCUGGUGCUCGACUUGGACGAGACGUUGAUACACUCACAUCACGACGGCGUCAUCCGGCCAAUGGUGAAGCCUGGGACUCCGCCUGAUUUUACGAUUCGUGUGACGAUUGACCGCCAUCCCGUUCGUUUCUCGGUCCACACGAGGCCGCACGUUGACUAUUUCCUGCAGGUUGUGAGCAAUUGGUUUGAUCUGGUCGUCUUCACAGCCUCCAUGGAAGUCUACGGAAGCCACGUGGCCGACCGGCUCGACAAUGGGCGCGGACUUUUCAAGCGGAGAUACUUCCGUCAACAUUGCACGAUGGACUACGGCGGCUACACGAAAGAUCUGUCGGCCAUUCAUUCGGAUCUUUCGUCAAUCUUCAUACUCGACAACUCGCCGGGAGCCUACCGAAACUUUCCUCAAAACGCGAUCCCGAUCCCGUCGUGGUUCAGCGAUCCGUCUGACACGGCAUUGUUAGCACUGUUGCCAUUUUUGGAUUGUCUCAGGUUUACAACUGACGUGCGCUCAAUUCUGAGCCGGAAUAACCAGCAUCUUCCCGCCCAAGUCUGG
Messenger RNA from Mesorhabditis spiculigera, 792 nucleotides. NCBI's taxonomy places the organism in Eukaryota, Metazoa, Nematoda, Chromadorea, Rhabditida, Rhabditidae. The record is from the annotation of a GenBank genome assembly.